Molecule: messenger RNA, 516 nt
Organism: Colletotrichum chrysophilum
Lineage: Eukaryota; Fungi; Ascomycota; Sordariomycetes; Glomerellales; Glomerellaceae
Exons: 2
Coding region: 1-516 (171 amino acids)
Source: RefSeq, a predicted model, not a curated record
AUGGCAGCUCCCGGAACCAAGACAAUCCGCAACUUGAACGGUACUUGGAUUGUGCAAGGUCUGAGCUGGAUCACUCGCAAGGUCCUCACCAGUGGCGGAAUCAGCCUUUCCAUCACGCAGAACUCCUUGACAUCCGAGGAUUCCGGCGACGACCCAAUCUUCAGUAUCCAUCAGGAACAGACAGUAACCCCCGGCAACUUCAAGAGUGAGGAUAACUAUGUUCUCGACGGCGUGGAUCGCGACCAAAAGACGCAGGCUUUUGGAGCUCUGGUCACAAACGUCAAAUUCGUUUCGAUUGACAAGGUUCAAUGCGGCGACCUUGGCCGGCGGCUUCGGGAGUCUGGGGUGACUGAGGUUAUUGAGGAGUUUAGCACCAGCAAGAAGGGCGCUUGGUCGACGUUGACCACCUGGGCUUUGGAGGAUGUUGAUUCUCAGAGACGCCUGACUCAGUCUAGCACUACUGAGAAGAACGGGAAGAGUGUUACGGCUCGUUUGGUUUAUGAUUUUGCGAACUAG